AUGGGGAUGAUGGCGCCUAAGGCUAUCGCGUUCGUGUCCUGUUGCUGUCUGCUCGUCGUGUCCACCGCCGCGGCACGUAGUCUCGCCGCCGACGGCGAGAGCUUCGGUGGCCGCAAGGACUACUACACUCCAGGCCCCACCGACCCGCAGCACUCCCCGCCCUCACCGCCCAGCUGGACCUCCCCGACCACCCCGGGUAGCAACUACAACCCACCCUCGCCGUCCGCAGGGACUGAUCCUGGUGGUCAGGACACCCCGCCGUCGCCGUCCAGCGACACCUCUCCAGCCACCCCCGGUGGAGGCUACUACCCGCCCUCUCCGUCUACCGGCACUGCCCCUACCUCGCCUGCUGGCGGGAACUGCCCGCCGUCGCCGUCCUCCGGCACCUCUCCGACAACUCCGGGUGGAAGCUACUACCCACCUUCUCCGGCAAGCGGCACAGCUCCUACCACGCCUGGUGUCGCGAACUGCCCACCCACGCCAUCCAGCGGCACCGCUCCGACCACCCCUGGUGGCGGAUACUACCCACCCUCACCGUCAACCGGCACUGACCCGAACACCCCCGGCGGUGGCAGCUACCCGCCAACCCCAACAACGCCUGGUGGCGUCGGUGGCUACUCGCCAUCGCCCACGACGCCUAGCGGCGGCAACUGCCCGCCCACCCCGUCCACCGGCACCUCACCGACCACUCCUGGUGGCUACUACCCACCCUCGCCGUCCACUGGCACUGACCCGAACACGCCCGCUGGCGGCGGCUGCCCGUCCACCGGCACGUCCCCCACCACGCCAGGUACUGGUGGGUACAGCCCGCCAACGCCUUGCAUUGGCACCGCUCCGCCCUCGGGCACGCUAACGCCAGACGUGCCGUCAGCUCCGGGCACCCCAACUCCGUUCGACCCGAACACCCCGCCCUUCUCCCCGCUGGUGCCGACGCCGCCGACGAGCACACCCACGCCUUUCGACCCAAACACCCCACCCUUUUCCACUGGCCCUUACAGUUACUGGAUGUCGCACCCGGGCGUGAUCUGGGGCAUAUUCGGCUACUGGUGCCCCCUGGUGCGGCUCUUCGGCCCGAGCGCCGCCGUGCCAUUCGGGCACGACCUCACCGUCCCGGAGGCGCUGGCGAACACGCGGGCCGACGGCGUGGGCGAGCUCUACCGCGAGGGCACGGCGUCGAUGCUCAACUCCAUGAUCAGCACCGGCUUCCCCUACAGCACCAUGCAGGUCAAGGACGCCUUCGGCGCCGCGCUCAGCUCGGGUGAUAACCGCGCCGCCGCUGCGCAGGCGCAGCUCUUCAAGCUGGCCAACGAGGGGCAUGCCAUGCACUAG
Molecule: messenger RNA, 1329 nt
Organism: Lolium rigidum
Lineage: Eukaryota; Viridiplantae; Streptophyta; Magnoliopsida; Poales; Poaceae
Product: protodermal factor 1-like
Exons: 2
Coding region: 1-1329 (442 amino acids)
Source: RefSeq, a predicted model, not a curated record